Messenger RNA from Orycteropus afer afer, 4089 nucleotides. It is a transcript of the gene UBN2, whose product is annotated as ubinuclein 2. The record is from RefSeq and is a predicted model, not a curated record. Lineage: Eukaryota; Metazoa; Chordata; Mammalia; Tubulidentata; Orycteropodidae. Bases 1 to 4089 code for a protein of 1362 amino acids. Gene Ontology annotation, cellular component: nucleus. The transcript has 19 exons.
AUGGGGGAGCAACGCCGGGCUGCGGGCGAGUAUGUGGGUCCGGAGCCCGCAGCACCCCGCCACCGCGGAGCCUACACCAGAACCCGCCGCCCGCCACCCCGCGAGGACACCUCCGAGGCGUACCGCCGCUUCCGGAAGCCGCUGGGAAACCCCGACACUCCUCCAGUCGACGGCGCCGGCAGCGUCCUCGUUCCCACGGAAACGAGCAGGUCCGUGACGUCACUUCCGCGCACCCAUCUGAACUCCCGGCUGUCGGGAGGAAAAGAGGAAAAGGGAGCCGCAGCCACGACUGUGGACGCGAGCGUCUGCCGUCUGCGCAUGCGUCCGCGCGGCGGCCUGCUUCUAUUUAUGUGGGGGAUCCAACAUGGCGGCUGCGGCGACCCGGGCGAUGGCGGUGGGGCCGGUCCGAACGUAGUGGCGGGCCAGGGGGCACGGUCCGCACUCACAGUGGCGUCGGCGGCGACGGCUGAGGGCGUACGCCUGGAGCUUGUGCUCAAGGACCCCACCGACGAGAGCUGCGUGGAGUUCAGCUACCCCGAGCUGCUGCUGUGCGGAGAACAACGGAAGAAGCCCGUUCACAUGGAAGACCCAUUUAACGAUGAGCAUCAGGAGAGGCAAGAGGUUGAAAUGUUGGCUAAGAAGUUUGAAAUGAAAUAUGGUGGGAAGCCUCGUAAGCACCGGAAGGAUCGGCUACAAGAUUUAAUUGAUAUAGGCUUUGGCUAUGAUGAGACAGACCCGUUUAUCGAUAACUCAGAGGCUUAUGAUGAGUUAGUUCCUGCUUCUCUGACCACCAAGUAUGGCGGCUUUUACAUCAACACUGGCACACUCCAGUUUCGCCAGGCCUCAGAUACCGAAGAGGAAGAUGUUACCGACAACCAAAAGCACAAGCUACCCAAAGUUUCCAAAAUAAAAGAAGAUGAUAUUGAGAUGAAGAAGAGGAAACGGAAAGAGGAAGGGGAAAAGGAGAAGAAGCCAAGGAAAAAAGUACCCAAACAACUAGGGGUUGUAGCUCUAAAUUCACACAAAUCUGAAAAAAAGAAGAAGCGUUAUAAAGAUUCUCUUUCUCUGGCUGCCAUGAUCCGGAAAUUUCAGAAGGAGAAGGAUGCUCUGAAGAAGAAGGAGUCUCACCCCAAAGUCCCAGUGACCUUGCAGGCCUCCGCUCUGAACAAGCCCCCUUCUGCCGCAGUCGUGUUGGGAAAUGACGUCUCGGACUUGCCCCUGAGCAGUGCCCAUCCAGACCUCCCCAUUUUUGUUAGCACAAAUGAACAUGAACUGCUUCAGGAGGCGGAGAAUGCCCUAGAGAUGCUUGAUGAUUUUGACUUUGACAGAUUACUGGACGCUGCUUCUGAUGGCAGCCCCCUUUCUGAGUCAGGGGGAGAGAAUGGAAACGCUACCCAGCCGAGCCACGCCUCUCAGGGGAUGCCCAGGCUGGUGCCCACGCUUCCAGAGGGUCUACCUGUACUGCUUGAAAAACGUAUCGAAGACCUCCGCGUCGCUGCCAAACUCUUUGAUGAAGAGGGAAGGAAAAAAUUCUUUACACAAGAUAUGAAUAAUAUUCUUCUGGACAUUGAGUUACAGCUGCAGGAGUUGGGCCCUGUCAUCCGGAGUGGCGUCUAUUCCCAUCUCGAAGCUUUUGUGCCGUGCAAUAAAGAGGCGCUGGUGAAGCGUCUGAAGAAGCUGCAUCUCAAUGUCCAGGAUGAUCGUCUGAGGGAACCCCUGCAGAAGCUGAAACUGGCUGUUAGCAACGUGAUGCCUCAACAGCUGUUUAAGUACCAGGAGGACUGCCAGGCUCGUAGUCAAGCCAAGUGUGCCAAGUUGCAAACUGAUGAAGAACGAGAAAAGAAUGGAUCUGAGGAAGAUGACGAUGAGAAGCCAGGGAAGCGCGUCACAGGUCCGAGAAAGAAAUUCCACUGGGACGACACCCUGAGAACGUUGUUAUGUAACCUUGUUGAAAUCAAAUUGGGAUGCUAUGAGUUAGAGCCAAAUAAAAGCCAGUCGGCAGAGGACUAUCUUAAAUCCUUCAUGGAGACAGAGGUGAAACCAUUGUGGCCUAAGGGCUGGAUGCAGGCGAGAAUGCUUUUUAAAGAGAGCCGGAGUGUGCAUAAUCAUCUUACUUCUGCUCCGGCAAAGAAGAAGGUGAUUCCUGCACCAAAACCCAAAGUGAAGGAGUGUAGCCCAAAAAAGGACCAGAAGAUCGCCGUGUCCGUGGCAGCGCCUGCUGGCGGCCCCCCAGCAGGCUGCAGCGGGUCGGCCGUGGCCUCCACCAGCUCCGGUCCAGCAGCAGCCCAGGAGACCAUCUGCCUCGACGACUCCCUGGAUGAAGACUUUCCCUUCCACUCUCCCUCGCUGGAGCUGGUUUCCGAAGCGUUAGCUGUUAUCAACAAUGGCAACAAGGGCCCUGCUGUCGGCGCACGGAUCAGCAUGCCUGCAUCAAAACCACGUCCAGGACUGAGAGAGGAAAAGUUAGCGAGCAUCAUGAGUAAGCUGCCGCUGGCUCCUCCCAAAAAACUAGACUCUACUCAGACUGCACAUUCGUCGAGUCUUAUUGCUGGCCACAGUGGGCCGGUACCAAAGAAACCCCAGGACCUAGUACAUACCGGCAUCUCUUCAGGCCUUAUUGCUGGGUCUUCGAUUCAGAACCCAAAAGUUUCCCUGGAACCUUUGCCAGCCAGGCUUCUUCAGCAGGGGCUACAGCGGUCAGGCCAGAUCCCUGCCUCUUCCUCCUCACAGACCCAUGUCUCCUCCUCCUCCCCAGCCCAAGCCGCUGCCUCCUCUCAUGCUCUGGGAACAUCAGAGGCCCAAGAUGCGUCUCCCCUGACACAGGCCACCAAGGCACACCAGCAUUCAGUUGUCCCACAGAACUACGUGUCUCCUUUGCAAGCUACCAUCAGUAAAUCGCAGGCCAACCCCGUGGUGAAACUAAGUAAUACCCCCCACCUGUCCUGCUCAGCCCCAUUGCUGAAGACUUCAGAGAAGCCGCUGGUGUACCGCCUUCCCUUGCCCACCCCGUCAUCGGGAAAUGGUUCUCCAGGAGCCCACCCCCUGGUCUCUGGGACAGCACCCAGCACCACUACCUCCAGUAACUAUUUAGCCAAGGCUAUGGUGUCCCAGAUCUCCACGCAGGGUUUCAAAUCUCCCUUCUCAAUGGCUGCAUCCCCCAAACUCGCUGCCUCCCCGAAACCUGCCACGUCUCCCAAACCCCUGCCCUCGCCCAAGCCCUCCCCCUCGCCCAAGCCCUCUCUGUCAGCUAAGCCUCCAGUAGCAACUAAACUUAUCUCCAAAUCCAACCCAACUCCCAAGCCCACUGUAUCCCCAAGUUCUUCCAGCCCAAAUGCACUCGUAGCUCAGACUAGUCACUCCAGCAGCAGCAACCCCAUCCACAAACAGCCCAGUGGGGUGAGCGUCAGCAGACGGUCUCCCACCUUGAAUUUACUGCCCGCUAAUCGCACACCAGGCCUUCCGUCUACAAAAGCCCUUCAGUCCUCUUCAAAGCUAACAAACUCAUCGUCCACUGGCACUGUCGGGAAGAGCAGCUUGAGUGGAGUUGCAGUGAACGUACCUGCCAGCAGAGGUGGUAACCUUAACUCAAGCGGAGCCAGUAGGACUAGUGUGUCUGGGGGAACAGGAAGUGGAACACAGGGUGCUACUAAACCGUUGUCUACUCCACACAGACCAUCCUCCGCCUCAGGGUCUUCAGUGGUAACCGCCAGUGUGCAGUCCACAGCAGGUGCGUCAUUGUUGGCUAAUGCGUCACCUCUGACUCUCAUGACAUCACCUUUGUCUGUAACAAAUCAGAAUGUGACUCCUUUUGGGAUGCUGGGUGGCCUUGUUCCAGUGACCAUGCCCUUCCAGUUUCCCUUGGAGCUACUUGGCUUUGGAACGGACACAGCUGGAGUGACAGCCACCUCGGGAUCUACCUCAGCCGCUUUCCACCACGGCCUAACUCAGAAUUUACUAAAGGGUUUACAGUCGGGAGCCCAGCACGCCGCGCCGCUCUCCCACCCGCCGCUGCCUGCACACUUACAGCAAACGUUUCACGAUGGAGGCCAAAGUAAAGGAGACACUAAACUUCCGCGCAAAUCCCAGUGA